Messenger RNA from Alosa sapidissima (American shad), 1558 nucleotides. RefSeq lists its product as uncharacterized. The record is from RefSeq and is a predicted model, not a curated record. NCBI's taxonomy places the organism in Eukaryota, Metazoa, Chordata, Actinopteri, Clupeiformes, Clupeidae. The transcript has 5 exons. Bases 221 to 1558 code for a protein of 445 amino acids.
AUCCAAGAGACUCGUGCAAUAUCAACAUCCACAAGAUCCUAAUCGCCGAGCGAGAUGGAUAACAGCUGUGAAGCGUGUAGGCUACAAUAUCCAAGAUGGGCAUCGCGUCUGCAGCGACCACUUUAUAAAAGAGAAAUGUGAUGACCCACUAUCGCCAGAUUAUGUGCCUUCCAUAUUCCAAUAUGUGUCAUCACCAGUUAAGAGGAAACGGGCGCAGGCGAUGGAAGGUUAUGCACGCAGAAUGGUAGCAAAGAAAAACAAAUGUGAAGGUAGGGAGAGGACAGCCGCUGCCCAAACCCUUUUACUACUAUCCACAUAUGACUCUGACAAGGACACAGACUCUGCGCCAGAGCUGGAUGAUGAGUUAGAGACACAGCUAGACACACAGCCUGCACCAAAUCCCAGCACAAACUGUGUGUCUACUCAAACAGACAUUGACAUGGAAUACAUGGAUGAACUGGAUCGAGAGUGUCAAGCUCUUCGUUCCGAGAAUUUAAAAAUCAAGGAGGAUAUUGCCAGACUGUCACUACAGGAGGACACAUUCAGGGCCAAUGAGGGCAAGGUUAAAUUGCUGACUGGUCUGCCAAACUACCAAUGUUUGUUGACUAUGCUCACACUUAUUGGCAGUCAUCUAGGAAAUGUAAAUAUUCUUAGUCCAUUCCAACAACUCCUGAUGACCAUGAUGCGACUCAGAUUUAACCUACACACACAAUUUUUGGCUUUCAUUCUAGGCGUCAGCACUUCCACCAUAUCAAGAACAUUCAACAAUGUAAUUAAUGCACUAUAUGUCAAACUAGUUCCCCUCAUGAUUGUGUGGCCUGAUCGCGAAGAAUUGAGGAAAACACUACCAACUUCUUUCCGUGUCACAUUCCCAAAAUGUACAUCAGUGAUUGACUGUUUUGAAAUUUUUGUUGAGAGAGCAUCUAGUCUACAGGCCAGGGCUCAAACCUACUCUAAUUACAAACACCACAACACUGUUAAAUGUUUCAUCAGCAUCACCCCACAGGGGACCAUUUCAUUCAUUUCCAGAGGUUAUGGUGGUAGAGCAAGUGACAAAUACAUCACAGAACACUCAGGAUACCUUGCCAAAUUGAAUCCAGGAGAUGUAGUUCUGGCAGACCGGGGGUUUGAUCUGAAAGAUACAUUUGCAUUGUAUGGGGCCAAAUUGGUAAUUCCCAUUUUUACAAAAGGAAAAACACAGCUAUCAUCUGAAGACAUUGAGAAAUCAAGAAACAUAUCAAAAGUUCGAAUACAUGUUGAGAGAGUAAUUGGCUUGACCAGACAAAAAUAUACCAUCCUUGAAACUAUCAUUCCAAUCACAUUGUUACAGACAGACACUGUAUAUAAUGUUACUUCGCUUGAUAAAAUUGUUCAUGUAUCUUGUGCCUUAGUUAAUAUGUGCAGGAGCGACGGAGACAAAACUGCUGGAACGCGUGGCUUGAGCGAAGCAGCGGAGCGUAGCGUGGCAUGGCAGCGGCAACCCCAACCUAAAUCCCAAAAGCAAGUGAGCAAACGAUCGAGCGAGCUUCCGGAUGACGUCAGCCAGCACCUUUUAUAG